This is a messenger RNA of Prionailurus viverrinus (fishing cat), 345 nucleotides long. RefSeq names its product neuropeptide S (gene NPS). The record is from RefSeq and is a predicted model, not a curated record. Gene Ontology annotation, cellular component: extracellular region. The transcript is spliced from 3 exons. The coding region runs from base 1 to 345 and encodes 114 amino acids. Gene Ontology annotation, biological process: positive regulation of synaptic transmission, GABAergic; neuropeptide signaling pathway; positive regulation of action potential. NCBI's taxonomy places the organism in Eukaryota, Metazoa, Chordata, Mammalia, Carnivora, Felidae.
AUGGCCGUCUACUACCCCCUUCUCAGCUUCCAGACUUUCCUCUCCACUUGGAUUCUCCAGGGUUGCCACAGCCAGCCGACAAGCUCAUUAAAAUUCAGUCUUAUUCUACUUCUGUUGAUUUCUACAAUGCAUGUGUUCUGGUCUUAUCCCGUUCUACCUUCUAAGGUGCCUGGAAAAUCUGAUUACUUUCUCAUCCUGCUGAACAGCUGCCCAACCAGGAUGGACAGGAGUGAGGGACUAGAUUUUCUAAAGCCAAUUUUGGAGAAGACAUUCAUGAAAAGGUCCUUUCGCAAUGGAGUUGGAACAGGGAUGAAAAAAACUUCCUUUCAAAGAGCAAAAUCAUGA